Molecule: messenger RNA, 1563 nt
Organism: Penicillium angulare
Lineage: Eukaryota; Fungi; Ascomycota; Eurotiomycetes; Eurotiales; Aspergillaceae
Exons: 3
Coding region: 1-1563 (520 amino acids)
Source: RefSeq, a predicted model, not a curated record
AUGAACCGUCUGCGCAGACAUCGCCCGUGGAACCGCUCACUGUUCAGCCUGAGAUCCUCGCACAACAGCGAAGACUCUAAGCUUACGAACAAAUCCAGUGACUCUAAGCUCACUCACAAAUCCAGCGCCGAUAACUCCCCAGGCUCUGAGCAGUGGUCUGAUGCCAUCGAAGACCAGCGAGACGGCUUUUACAGAUACUCGGAAACUCUGAUUAAUGACGCUGAGGAGAUGCUUCAGAUGAAUAACCAGAAGCAUUAUCGGGAUAGUGAGGAGGGCAGUGAGAUGUCUCUUGAACAGCGACGACAUUCGUCUCCCUACACCGUUAGCAGUGGUGAAUGGGUCGUAGCCUUGGCCCACAAUCCAUCUUCGCCUUCUCCAUACCCGUCACCCCGGGCUUUAUCGCUCGAUGAUUUGGAUGCAGUUGAAGUAUCGAUGCACUUUGGGGGAGUGCUUAGAAUAUUUGCCCAGGUGUACGCCUUUGCAAAGAUUCUCCAAAUCAUCUUUGUGGGAUUUGAUGUUGAGCUUGACAUGAGCAAGAGAACUGGUCUCAUGUACUGGAUUGAACAAGCAGAGAAUCAGGUCCGUACCGACUCGCUUGCCGACCUCAUCGAAAUCACAGAAAACUUGUUCUACGCCAUUUCUGCCAGAGUCGACUUCGAGAUGGCAGCCGUCGAGCUGUGUUCCUUGUUCAACAUUCCCCUCCGUCCCACGAGAAUACGAGAUAACAAGUUCUUCAUGCCGGAGCCUUCCCAUCUGUAUCGUUUAUUGCUAGCGAUCAAGAUUUUUCUCGAACACCCAAGUAUUUGCGAGAACCGUGAAGAAGAUCUUGUGACUCGCUUCCAGGAAGAAUAUGUCCGUGUACUCAUCUGCAAGAACUCACGGCUGGGGGCAUUCAUCGCAGACGAUCUCCUGGGCUUCCGCCGUCAUAUAUUCAGUAUCGCUUCGAACCCAACGUCUGCCUUUUGCCAGAAAUGGCUCGCACGCAUACCAAUAUUCCUAGAAAUCCCCCCUCAGACCAUUACCUUGCUCGCAGAGAAAUAUUGUAGAUACAUCCCAAAGGCUUGGCCUGUUAUGGAUACCCCGCUGGCGGAACUGCCGUUCGCAAACCUAGCAAUGAUUGACCCAGCCCGUCGGCAGAAGGAUAUUGUUGAAAGUCACCGAAUUGGCACAUUGGCCCGUCUGGAGAGCAAAUCAAUCGGGGAAGCUCGUCGUGAAUAUCAAACGUUCCGCCUACUGCAUUUGGUGAAGCACUGUGCAUGCAUUUGCGAGUCCUCGUGUUUUUGUGCUGUCGACUGCACUAUCCUGGUGCACCGGCUUUGUCCCUGUGCUGAACGUCAGCUGCGCACCCUGAUUGCCCUCAACCGAAAGACCACUGGCCGUUUUGACUUCGUCACUCGGGUGAAUACACUGGCUGCUGUUGGGUUUCAAGGCCUGGCUACCCUAAGGUACGAUGUUAGCGAAGAUCGUAUCUUGCUUGAGUUGAUUGAUAUUUGGAAUUUGAUUGGGACAGAGAUCCAGAAGGAACGAUCUACUGGCCCGGAGCUCAACUGGCUCAAAUUGUAG